This is a messenger RNA of Aureobasidium namibiae CBS 147.97, 921 nucleotides long. Its product is annotated as WD40 repeat-like protein. Bases 1 to 921 code for a protein of 306 amino acids. Gene Ontology annotation, biological process: positive regulation of TOR signaling; protein import into nucleus; COPII-coated vesicle budding. Gene Ontology annotation, molecular function: structural molecule activity; protein binding. NCBI's taxonomy places the organism in Eukaryota, Fungi, Ascomycota, Dothideomycetes, Dothideales, Saccotheciaceae. Gene Ontology annotation, cellular component: nuclear pore outer ring; COPII vesicle coat. The transcript is spliced from 5 exons. The record is from RefSeq and is a predicted model, not a curated record.
AUGGUAGCUCAAGUCAUCUCGAAUUCCGGUCACGAUGACAUGAUCCACGAUGCCGUUCUCGACUAUUACGGACGCCGCUUAGCAACCUGCUCAUCCGACAAGACGAUCAAGAUUUUCGAGGUUGAGGGAGACUCACACCGCUUGGUAGACACACUCAAGGGACAUGACGGCGCUGUCUGGUGUGUUUCAUGGGCACACCCAAAAUACGGCACCAUCCUCGCUUCAUCAUCCUACGACGGCAAGAUCUUUGUCUGGCGCGAACAGAACGGCCAAUGGCAGCGCAUCUACGAUUUUACCCUCCACACCGCCAGCGUCAAUCUGAUUGCCUGGUCACCGCCAGAGCCCGGUUGCCAUCUGGCUUGCGCCUCGUCCGACGGCUCGGUCUCCGUCAUCACCUUCAGCGAUAACUCCUUCUCGCACUCCAUCUUCCCAGCACACGCCAUGGGCGUCAAUGCCGUUUCAUGGAGUCCAUCACUCCUGCCCGCCCAGCUCGCUGCUGCUCAAACCCCUCAAUCUCAACCACAACCGCUACGUCGCUUCGUCACAGGCGGCAGCGACAACCUGGUCAAGCUCUGGGACUUCAACCCUCAGUCUCAAUCGUACGACAACAUCUGUACGCUUGCAGGACACUCGGACUGGGUGCGCGAUGUCGCAUGGUCACCCACACCCCUCUCCAAGUCGUACAUUGCUUCGGCCUCGCAAGACAGAACUGUACGAAUCUGGACGUGUCAGGCAAAUGCUGAUCCUGCGAGCUCAUCAAACUGGCAAAGCACAGAGCUCAAGUUUGAUGCUGUUGUCUGGCGUGUCAGCUGGAGUCUGAGCGGCAACGUCCUGGCUGUCAGCGGUGGCGACAACAGAGUCAGCUUGUGGAAGGAGAGCCUCAAGGGUGGAUGGGACUGCGUGAAGACUAUCGAGGAGUAG